AUGACGACCGUAAAUGUAGCUGUAGCUGUUCCUCAGGGGUGGGCAGACCUGCUGCGCGGCCCUAUCGGCGCGGGGGUGUUUGAAGCGCUUGCACCGAGUGACUUGGUCGGAGCCACGGCGGCAGCCGCCCUCGUCUGCAGGGCGUGGCGCGAGGCGCGCUGCGCCGCCACAACCCGCGUGCUACUGCCGGCCGCGUGCUUCGACGGGGCGCACAAAUGGGCACCCCUGCCGAGCCGCGUCGAGGGGCAGCGCAGCAUCGCCCACGGCGCCGGCGGCGGCGCCGGCGGGGGCGAUGGUGCACCAGAGCCCGGGCUGCUGCGCGCUGAGCUGGACGGCCUGUGGUCCUCAGUAUCCGCCGCGCUGGCGUCAGGGCUGCCGCACAGGACGCCCUUUGUGCGGGAGCUGUGGAUCGGCGCCGUGGAGGGCGACACCAGGGAGGUGGCCGACGUCCUGAAGGCAGCUGCCAGGCACUGGCCGCGGCUGCAGGCGCUCAGCAUCACCCGCGAGGGCGACCCCAUCCGCCACGCAUCCCCCCUCGGCCCCGCGCUGCGGCCGCUCGCGCGCCUGUCCGGCCUCAGGGAGCUCAGCAUCUGCGGCGUGCCCCUGGCAGGAGGCGCCCUGGCCCCCAUGGCGGGCCUCAGCUCUCUGACAAAGCUGCGGCUCGUCUGGCCGCGCCGCUCGGACCAGCUGCUCGGCCGGCUCUGCCUUGCGCCGCUGGCGGGCCUGGCGCGGCUGAGGGAGGUCCAGCUCAGCGGCUGGGUGCUCUGGGACGUCGGCGGCGGCAGAAGCCCUGGCGGCGGAGGCGACGCAGCGAGCGCGGGCGCUGGCGCGGGGGCGCUCCCGCCGGGCCUUGUUCGGCUAGAGGUGGGGGAGGGCGUGUGCUACGGCGCCAACAAGCACGCGUGGCGCGACGCGCUGCGCGGCUGCACCCGCCUGGAGGUGCUCAGUCUCAAGGGCAGCCACCUGUCGGCGUGCCCGCUGAGCAGGGAGGCGUGGCUGAGCUUUUGGGCCGCGCUGCCGCACAGCUUGGAGCGAGUGGACUUCAAUAGGGUCACGAUCCGCCACUUUGACGCUUGGGCGACGCCGCUGCCGCCGGCCGGCGCGCUGCCGCGGCUGCAGCACUUUGGCCUCAAGUACGAGCGGGAUGGCGCCGAGCGGUGCGGGCUCCUGCCGGCUGAGCUGGCAGGGCUGCCGAGGACGCUGCGCAGCCUCGCUGUCAACCUGCUGACCCUGCAGCUGGGUCCGGGGCACGGCCCGCCGCCCGCGCUGCCGGGCGUGACGCGGCUGCGCCUGGGGCUGACGGAGGGCGCGUCGCCGGCCGGGGAGGCGCGGCGGUGCGACCUCGGGGCAGUGUUCCCGAGCGUGCGCAGCCUGCGGCUUCCGAUCGGCAUUCCCGAGCCCGCUGUUGCCGUUGUGACCGGCCUCUCACGUGUGGAGCGCCUCGAGGUCCGCUCGGAUCACGCAGAUCGCGCGCUGGCGCUCGCGGCGGCGCUGCCGAGCCUGCGGCAGCUGCAGCUGGAGUGUUGCCAUUGGGGCCGGGGCGCCGUGGCGGCGCUCGGGCUGCUGCUGAGCGGCCACCCGUGCCUCCAGCGCGUGCGCGCUGUCAAUAUGCAAGUGCAUUGCGAGGGCAUGAGCUACCGCGAGGUGCACAACGCGCUGGUGAGGAUUGAGGCGGAGUCGGCGGCCUGCGAGGGGGCGCGGUUUGUGUGGCACAACACAAUCGGCUGCUACUGGGGCGAUGGCAGCGACGGGGGAGGGAGCAUGAUCCACAACCCCGUCACCAGGCAGGAGCUGGAGGGGGACGACCUGGCGUCUGAGGGGAGCAUUCCCGAGGCUGAGGGGAGUGACGGGCCCGGGUGCUCCGGCCCAGCCACGCCGAGACGCGCGCAGCAGCUGCCCCUCAGGCGCCGCGGCACCGCCAUGGCCGCUGCUGGCGUCCGCGUCGUGGGUCCUGACCACGUUGUGAUCCGAUCAGCAGACCCGGUGGCUUCUGCAGAGUGGUGGUCCAGAGUCGUUGGCCUAUCGACGCUAAGGCUGGAGGAAUUCAAGGCCGGCAAGGCGCCCUUCCCCAGCGUCCGCGUGUCCCCCAGCUUCAUCAUCGACUUCGCCGGCGAGGAGAUGGCGCGCAUCGCCGCGGGCGCGCGCUCCGCGGCCGGCGGCGCCGCCGCCACCUCGUCCACCACCGACCCCGCGGACGCCGGCACGCCCAAGCCCGCGCCGCCGCCGCCCGACGCCCCGCAGGCCGUCGCGGCGCCGGCCAGCGGCCAGCUCGACCACAUGUGCCUCGCGCUGGAGGACGGCCAGGACAUGAAGGAAGUCGAGCGGAAGCUGCGGGAGGCCGGCGCCGAGCCGCUGGUGCAGUUCGACGGGGGGACGGUCGUGCGGCGAUUCGGGGCGCGCGGCGUCGCGCUCAGCGUGUACGUGCGGACGCCAGAGGGCGUGACGCUGGAGCUCAGGUCUUACCCCGAGGCGGGAGGCGCCUGA
Monoraphidium neglectum is the source of this 2484-nucleotide messenger RNA. RefSeq lists its product as hypothetical. Lineage: Eukaryota; Viridiplantae; Chlorophyta; Chlorophyceae; Sphaeropleales; Selenastraceae. The record is from RefSeq and is a predicted model, not a curated record. The coding region runs from base 1 to 2484 and encodes 827 amino acids. The transcript is spliced from 4 exons.